Messenger RNA from Girardinichthys multiradiatus, 7203 nucleotides. RefSeq lists its product as uncharacterized. Gene Ontology annotation, biological process: B cell receptor signaling pathway; negative regulation of T cell activation; T cell receptor signaling pathway. Gene Ontology annotation, cellular component: plasma membrane; membrane raft. NCBI's taxonomy places the organism in Eukaryota, Metazoa, Chordata, Actinopteri, Cyprinodontiformes, Goodeidae. The transcript has 10 exons. Bases 1771 to 3444 code for a protein of 557 amino acids. The record is from RefSeq and is a predicted model, not a curated record.
UUAUACUGUCACUGUUGUUGCUUUUCCAGUCUUAGGGUAGGCUUCCUGAAUACUGUUGCAGUUUAUUCAGGUCUUCAGGUCCUCAGUAGGCAAGCAGUAGAUGCAAUGGCAUUGUAAGAAAGGACAAACAGAUCAAAAUUCAAGGGGAAAAUGUAGAAAAAGGCUUAAAAAAAAAAUAAUUAUAGAAUAACAUACAACUUUUUGUCAGUUGUUGAAAUUCAGGAUGCUGCAGUCUCUUUUGUUGGCCAUAAUAAGUUGCUCCAAUAAAUGGUAACAAGGUUAAGAAAGCUGCUCUAAUGUUCCAACAACCAGUUUGCUGAUGUGCUAGGCUAAUGUAAGCAUACAUGCUUACGUUAGCCUAGCACAUUGCCAGCUUAAAAGGAGCAAUAUUUUGGAUCAGUUGGUGGCAUCCUAACAUCAAACAUGUUUUAACGCAAAGCAGAUGGCAUAUCUUGUGUAAAACCAUGAUGGGUACCAGGACAGACUGUCUGAUGUGGAUUUCAGCAUUUAAAAGCCUUUUUCUUCACCCAACAUUACCAAGUAGAUAUGUGUGCAUGCACCAGAUAAGCCCGGUUAGCCUCGUUAGUUAGCACAAAAUGUGUUUACUUUACAUUUGUUUCAGCGCUUGAGAAAACCUGCUUGAUAUUCCCAGAAUUCCAUUUUGUAUCAUUCAGAAAUCAGAAAGGGGAGCUGUACAUUAUAGAAGAGAGCAUUCUAGCGUACAUAUCAGCUCUAAGAUUUCAUAAAUAAUGCACGACCUUAGGGAAACACCUGUAAAAGCUGAACUUAACCUUAAUAUGCUUUGUACUCAGCACUGUGCAGAGUUGCCCGCUUUGUGCUUUCUGCUGCUUUUGGCUGGAGCUGAAGUCACUUCUGUUCGGGUGCUUUGCCUUUCUAGUAAAAGCCUUUCUGACACAGGAAGCUGAGCCAACAUUUUUCUGACAAUUGGAAGCACUCAUGGAAACACAUUGUAAGUACAAACAUAAUUGUCAUUCUAGAAACGCAGCUUAAUCAGGUUAGGGCUAUUUUUAAACCUUUAAAAAGAAUGUCCCACUUUGUUAGAAGUCCUGCCUGUUGCCAGUGAGGUAUUUCAUAAUCAAAAAAACUGUAUGGAAUAGCUUGUUAAUCAGCAUACUGUUCUUUUAUUUUGGCACAUCAAAUUUAAUGUUUUUUGAAUAAUCUUCAUGUAUUAUAGUAAAUCGUUUAAUCCAUUUAAUGUAAGACUGUUAUGUUUGCCAGAAUAUGAGAUAUGUAUACUUAAAAAGCGUAGGAAAAGGUAGGAAGAGUGAGGUGAUAUAGGUGCCUCUUAAAAAAAAAAAAAAAAAAAAACCUGAUUAAAAAGUAGUUUUUUUCAAUAAUUUGUGAUUAUAUUUGCAAUAGAUCUGACCCACAUACAGAGAACACUCCGGAGAACAGAAUGAGUAAAAGGUUAUUUGGAAGAUGAUAAUCAGGAACAUAAUGGUCGAAAAUCUCACUGUAUGGAGAGAGGAGAAGAGGUUGAGUGAAAACAGGGAAACGGAAAAUAAACGAAACUAAGAACAACUAAAAUGAUUGUGAGUUCGGUUUUCUAGGUAGCUGUGGUCAGGACGCCAGGGGUAGAGAGAUUCAGGAUCCAGGUUUAAUGAAGGCUACAAAAUCAUUGGGAAGACAAACGACUUCACCGUUGUCUGGCAGGCAAUCAUUGACACCCUCCUAAUGGAAGGUUUUCCUGAUCACAAGCUUCAAUUUGCAGUGCUGGUGCUUGACUGAACGUAAGCAAGACAGAGUGUCAUGGCUGACAUGGAAAACUCAAAUGCAGAUCUCACCUACCAAAAUCUGCUGGUUCUGGGAGCGAUUGCAGCAGCUUCUGCCUUUGUGGUCACCAUCCUUAUCGUACUCGUCUGCGUAGGUUGCCAAAGAAAAAGCAAGAGCAAGCACCCCCCAGCCGGAGACAAAGGGACAUCUGUAAAUAUGCAGGGUACGCUUCGGCAUCCAAAACUGAAUUCCAUGAGUAAAUCUGACACCAGGCUGCAUGAGAUCAAUCGCUUUCCUUGCAAUGGAAACUCUGUUAGCAAGAGCCGCCCAGCCAGUAUGGACCUCCUGCUCCUCCACAGUCGGCACUCCCAGACGGACCUGAGGCCCUCCUACGGCCGCCAGCUGCCCCAGAUCCCCACUAGUCCCCAGGCUUCUGGCCCAGAAGGGGGAAGUGGAGGAGGGGACACGGGAGGUGAGGGAGGAGGUGGAGGCAGCGGAGUGGAGGCUAGAGACCACACCUACACCGAGGUGGGUUUGCGCAAUAACCCAACACCCACCCAUUACCUGGAUGAUGGCCUGUACGAAAGCGUCGGGGUCCGGGAAUGCGAUGCAUCCUCCAAAGUCCCUUCUGCUCCACUAACUUCAUCAAGCAGCACCCCAUCGACGGUCAGAGCAGCUCAGAGCCCCCCAACUCAUGCAGGGGGACCUCGUAAUGGGAACGGGCAUGGAAACGUUGGUAGAGGGAACAGCAGAGGAAACGACACCAUUAAUGGAACUAUGAUGGGGAGAGGUAACGGAGCAAGUGGGGUCAGCAAACCCUCUUUGUCCUCUGCGAACUCCAUGGUCAAUCAAGAUCCAUCUGCAGCUGAAUAUGCUUCCAUACGGAAGUUUAAAAAGGUGGACAAGUUAAGCCGGAAGGAGAAUAACGGAGCCGACAGCAUGUCAGACAGCCAGUCGAGUGUGAGCGAUUCCCCCUCCGCUGCUCCUCUUGCUCAACAUCGUAGCCAGGAGUUUCCACGCAAGCCCCUGGAAUCGUUCCACCUGCACUCUUUUCCAAAGGAAGCAGUGUUCAUAGGCAACGGGGAGCAGUAUAUCUGGAAGCCUCCAGAGGAUGAUGACAUCAUCACUUUGCACCCACCUCCACUCCGUGGAGAGAAUGGACAGCCGGGACACCCAUCGCCUCCAACUGCAAAGGAGAUUGCAGACACUUACUCCAUCGUUUGUAAACCCCAGAAAAAGAAACCCCCCAUGGAGCACAAUGGAGCAAAGACCCUCCCGCGGUCCUUCGGAGGGGACAGGGGAAACCGUGGCCGAGGCAGAGGAGUCCAGGGGCAGGCCCGAUCUCAGGAGGAGCCCUGCUAUGAGCCAGUUGGGGACCGGUCCUGGUCCUCCUCUGUGGCCGAGUCAGACCCUGCAUACGCUACUAUUGAUGCCCACAGGCAGCGUGAGCAGGGGGCAACCAACAACAGUACAGGUGGGGGUAGCGCCACUCUGAAGAGAAAGAAGCAAACCCCUCAGCAGCAACAACAUCAGGCAGUAUCAGCAGCACCACAAGGCUCAGGGCCCAGUGCUCCUCCGGUUAGAGGCCUCCCUGGUGGGGAAAACUUCUAUGAGACCAUCAGCGAUGUAAAACAGGGAGGCAACACCUCUGGCACCACCACCAUCUUCACCUUCAACGACGGGAUGGAGAUGUAUGUCACGGGCCUGUAGCAAGCUGGUAGAAUCCACUGGUGCAGAUUCCAGGGAUCUUCCAGCAGGUUGCUGUACAUAGACAUAGGCCCUCUACAGUCAAUCAACAUGAAGAUCCAUUUUGUGUUGGCAUCAGGUACAAACAGGGUCUUAAUCCAAGUUCAGACUUACUUCGAUUGGUCUGCACUUCAGAACCAGCCUAAGCCUAGUCCAGCCCAAAAAUGGACCAAAUACAUUUGAACAAAAACCCAUAUAUAUAUAUAUAUAUAUAUAUAUAUAUAUAUAUAUAUAUAUAUAUAUAUAUAUAUAUAUAUAUAUAUAUAUAUAACUGUGUCACUGGCCAUGCUCACCCACUCGUGCAUCAUUUUUCAUUAUAUCUUUAUUUUUAUAUGAACACUGUACUCUUGAAAGAGUAUGUGUUUCAACUCACAACCUGAGAAGAACAUUCUUAAAAUAUAUAAACAAAAAAGAGAAAAAUGUGCAUGCAUUGUACAAACUCACACAAUAAUAGACAUGAAAAUAGACAUUGGUAGCAAUGAAAGUGGAUGUUUACAGAGUAAAAGGUAUGCAAUCGGGUCACUGGUGCACGGAUACAUUCCUCAUCUUAGGGUGGAGAACAAGCACAUUAAAGGCACAGUUAUUUGUGGUGCUCAGCUCUGCCUACGCAAACAUGAAACAGGUUCUGAUGCUCACUGACCUGCUGUCUGGAAAGUGUUUGCUGUGCUUUGUUCAAACACAUGCCUGUAAUUUGCAGGCCUGCUCAAACGCACAGAAGUAAUUUAAGGUUAUUGUCUUCAUUCCACAAAUUGUCAUCAGUGUCAGUUGUUGGUAAGAGUCCUCGUGAUGAAGUUAGAAUUAGAGCUUUUGCUCAAUAUUGCUUAAAUGAGGCGAAAAUUAAAAAUGUACCCUCGCAUUUGACAAACUGUUGCUGUAGGCAUGCCGAGACCACCCUCCACACAGAUGCACACAUAUUUGCCAGAGUCAUGCGAGGUGAUGUGAUCAGGUCGAGGGCAGCACACGGCUUGUGCAAGAAUUUCCCCAGUGUGAUCAUUUCCCAAUGAGAGAGCUAAUCUGUACUGCAGGGAUAAAUGAGAGAAGUAUAUUUUUCAAAACAAAUUAGAGAAGUAAAAGUAUUUCAGUACCAAUGCAGGAUGCGUGAUCCUGUUGAGUUAAUGUAAUUUCUUAUGCAGAUUGUAAACAUCUUAUUUUAUAGCCACUGUAAUUUUGCACAGGAUAACUGCCUGGCUGCUGAGCUUAGCUGUGCCUGUAAAGGAUAUAUUAUAGCACAGUUUUGAUUUGCUCUGUGCACCCGAGUCAAAACCAGAGCUCCAUGUAGCUCACCAGACUCGAGUUUUGUGGUUGAAAUCGUAACAGAGGGCUCUCGACUCCAAAGAAAUCAAGAGCUGGACACAAAUAUUACCAUUUAGUGUCUUUUGGAAAGUUGUUCCUCUCCUUCUCCCUGGUCUUGUAUCCAGCUUCUGUGCUGGGUUCUCUUCCAUCACAACUAGCAUCUUUCCCAUGUAGCUUUGGGAACCAUUAAAAAAAAGAAGGCAGAAAGAAACAAGACAUUUAGGGCUUGAUACAGUGUUGGGAAAAGUAUUUGCCCCUUUUCAGUCUUUUUAUCUUUUUGGUGUUUUGUCAAACUUAAAUAUUUCAGAUUAUGAAGCAAUUGUUAAUAUGAGACAAAGGUAACUAGAGUAAAUACCAAAUGCAGUUUUCAAAUGAUUAUUUCGUUUAGAAAAAGCCAUCUAAACCAUCAUGGCCCUGUAUGAAAACAAGCAUUUUCCCUUAGGAUUUUCUGUUAGAGAGAAAUAAUGGUUCCAUCAAUUAAGGCAAGUUGUCCAGGUCUUGAAGCAUCAAGGUUUCCCCAUAUCACAACAUUAUCACCACCAUGUUCACCACUGUUCUGCUUUCUAAAUUUGUGGCUAUUAACUCCCUGUGAGGUUCUCUGGAGUCCCAAAGUCUCAGAAAUGGCUUUUUAAAACUUUCCAGGCUGGUAGAUGUAGGUUACUUUGAUUCUCAUCUGUUCUUCAAUUUCUUUACACAUUUUUACAGCUUUUGGCCUACUUCAUGAUGUCAGACAGGUUCUCUUUGGGAGAUGUCUUAACUCUAUUAGUCUCACAGUAAUCAGGUCAGGGUGUGUAGAGUAAAAUUAAACCAAAAGAAUGUGGUUAAUGACACAAAUUUUAUGAUAUAACAAGAGGGUAAUUUUCUCUUCACAUAGGGCCCGGUAGGUUUGGAUAGCUUUUUUUCCUUUAAAAUUUGAAAUCAUCACUUGAAAACUGUUGUUUGUAUUUACCUAGGUUAUCCUUGUCUGAUAUUUGUGUGACAAAGAAAUUAAAACAGAAGAAAGUUGUUAGUGGGUAAAUACUUUUUCACAGUACUAUAAAGGGAUAACUUCUGAAGGAUGUAGUCUACACACUUGUGGUGUGACAAGCAUGCAAAUGAAAGAAGGGUUUAAAAAGGUUAUUAAAAUAAAUAUAUGAAUGCUAUUGUGUCAGAAAGUAUGUAAAAACACUGUAUUUUAAAGCACUGUUUAAUUUUUAUUCUAACUAAAGAUGAUACAUUUGGUUAAAUAGCUCUUACCACUGCCAUGAAAAGAGUACAUUUAUGUUGUUGAUGCAACUUUUCUUUUCUGCUUGAGCAAGUAAGUGCAUGCCUUGAUAUAUGGAGAUGAAAACAAAAUAUUGUGGUACUUAUCUCUUGUUUCUAAUUUUCGUUGUAGUUUUUGCCAUGUAAUGUAAAGCAGCAUUUUGUUUAGCCAAAGCUACAACUUUAAGGAGCACAAAACGAAAGGAGGAAAGGAUAGAAAGGAGCCACUGGGAGAAAAUGGAAGGGUUGUUUAUUGUUAUCCCCAGAUGGAGCAGGAAAGCAGGAUCGAGUCGGGUUGGGGGUGUGCACGGCUAGUGUAUAGCCGGAUGAAGGUCAGUGCAAAUGGACAUGGACUAAGAGCCCCCCCUCCUGAUUUGUGUUUUUGUUUCACUUACAAGACAAGCACACAGAAAUCCAGCCUCCAGUUUAGAUGGGGAGGCACAUUAGUGUGUACCGCCACUCCCCCUUUCUACUGCUGUACAGAGGAGGGCCCUUUGAUGUCCUGUUCUAAGGGUCUCCAAGUAAUAUGUGGGUCGUGGAGGGGGGCAGGCAGACCCCCAGUCUCAUAUUAGCAAUGCACCAAUGGCUCAUCUGUCUGGUACAUGAGAAAUGGCCAACAGCUGAGAUGCAAUCUCUCAAACAAAAUCGGAAAUUGCCGUCAUGCUCCAUGUUUUUCCUGUGUGGCUAUCACCUUAUGUGUUGCAUCUUACUCUGAAAGAAUGCUCUGAUCUGAGAUGCAUUGUUGAACGAUGUUAUUCGCUGACAGAGACAAAUGUUCGAUGCACAAACAGUACGAUGAUGUAAAUGUGUAAAAUACUCUGUUGCUGUUCUGAUGUUGUUCCAAUGUAACAUGCAGUAUACAGUAUAUUUGUUGACGAAAAAAAAGAUGACUAUCACAGACACGUAGUACUUUGUCUAUGAAAAAAGACAAAACAUUUCAUGCUUUCCAUGCAGAUACAGAUGCUGUUUGUUAAUUGUCUUAAAAUAUAAAUAUGGGCCAGUACUGCUGUGACAGCCGUAGCCAAUGUUGUAUGUUCCUAAAGCACAGGGUUUAGUUUAAAAAAAAUAAAUAAAUAUAAUAUAGUGUGACAGUGCAGAUAUGCAAAAGAUUGUAAUGUUUUAUAUUAUCCUUCAUAAAAUAUUAAAGUGAGUUUUUACUUUUCUAAUAAAGUGGCACAUUAUAACAUG